Sebastes umbrosus (honeycomb rockfish) is the source of this 849-nucleotide messenger RNA. RefSeq names its product protein (peptidylprolyl cis/trans isomerase) NIMA-interacting, 4 (parvulin) (gene pin4). The transcript has 4 exons. Gene Ontology annotation, molecular function: DNA binding; peptidyl-prolyl cis-trans isomerase activity. Gene Ontology annotation, biological process: rRNA processing. The record is from RefSeq and is a predicted model, not a curated record. The coding region runs from base 129 to 515 and encodes 128 amino acids. Lineage: Eukaryota; Metazoa; Chordata; Actinopteri; Perciformes; Sebastidae.
AGAAACACUUUGCUGUCUGCGCAGUAAGUCACUGCGCAUGUUCACCACAACACAGCAUGAGCAUAGCAUGCUAUUGCUCAUUUGAUCUUCUUCACUAUUAACUGAAUUUCAGUAAACUUUGAUCUAAAAUGCCACCAAAGGGAAAAGGUGGUAAGGGUGGUAAAGGAGCAGCUUCAGGAAGUGCAGGGGAAGCUGACAAGAAAGAUAAAGCACCAAAGGGAGGAACUGCUGUGAAGGUUCGACACAUCCUCUGUGAAAAACAUGGAAAAUGCAUGGAGGCAAUGGAGAAACUGAAGGCUGGAGUCCGUUUCAGUGAAGUAGCAUCACAAUACAGUGAAGACAAAGCGAGACAAGGAGGUGAUCUGGGGUGGAUGACGCGAGGAUCAAUGGUUGGACCUUUCCAGGAAGCAGCAUUCGCCCAACCUGUCAGUUCCAUGGAUAAACCAGUCUACACAGACCCUCCUAUCAAGACAAAGUUUGGGUACCACAUCAUUAUGGUAGAGGGGAAAAAGUGACAUGGGACGGCUCAGCGCUUGAAAUUCAGACACAAAUUCUACAGUGUGCUAUAUUGUGAAAUUGGUUUUCCUGAUCUUACCGUUACAAUACGUUGCAAUAUUUGCUUUGUAUUUUACAGAGUGUUUAAGAAUAAGAAAAUUAAGUGAUCCUUGGGUGUCAGCUUUUGACUUUGUCAAAUGUACACUACCUUAUUCCCUCAUUCAACCUGAGGGAAUAUUCUUACUAUCUUAACUUUUACAUUCACAUAAUUUACUGGAUUUUUUUUCAGUUUGAUAAAGUUGAUGGAAAUCAAGCCACAAAUGGUCAAAUAAAUGCAUUUUCACUCAAGUAGUA